Messenger RNA from Dibothriocephalus latus, 1119 nucleotides. The record is from the annotation of a GenBank genome assembly. NCBI's taxonomy places the organism in Eukaryota, Metazoa, Platyhelminthes, Cestoda, Diphyllobothriidea, Diphyllobothriidae.
AUGUCAGAACAGUCGUCAAAGAAGCACCCGAUUCAAAAGCACGGAAGAACCUUUGCGGAGCAUCAUCGUGGUCUGGUGACAGACUUAAAAGCCAGCACCUCCCAUGAAGCUGACAGUAAGCCAUCAACGCAAGUUGCGCCCGUUGAAGACUCCAGUUGGGUUCGCAGUCAUCCCGACUGGUUCCCCCAGUUAAACCGAUGGAUCGAUCACGCCAGUAGGCAACUGUCCUCCGACCUGACGGUUAUGCCUCAAAACUUCUUCACUCUGCAGCCCCUUGAGGUCUCCGGCAUGAACUUGGGUGAUGCACCCACCGCCAUGAUGUUCGCUGAUCGCCAGAUGGCGAACCUACGUCAUGAGAUGGAAGAAUCCAUCAAGGCAAUGAACGUGGGAGCAACCGAUGAGGUGGCAGUCCCGACUGAUGGCCCGGCUGGCGAGCUCGGUUAUUUGACAAACGCUUAUGAGCCCGGAAGAGAUGGUCAUCUCCACUUCAAGGUUCGUUACAAUGUCCAAGACUUCCUGCCAGAGGACGUAGAGGUAACCAUGAGAGGCAACUGCUUAGUUGUGCAUGGAAAGAAGACAGAGGAUACGGCUGAUGGUGGAGUGCAUACUCGCGAAUUCUGCCGUACGGUGGUUGUUCCGAACAAAGUGAACAAGGACAACAUCCAUGCUUCCUUGACUUCUGACGGUGUGCUGGUUGUGGAUGCGCCGCUGAAAGAACCCGACUACAGCAUCUACAGGUUCGACGACGACCGGAAGCUUUGGAUUGCUGCAAAACCGCAUGGAGAAGCACCGGCUGGGAUGGACCUUGCUAUCACCGGCAAGGACGGUGCCGUUGUGAUGGGUGAUGCGGAACACAGGAAAUUGCAUUUGGAGGCGCCUGUGGAUUCGCACUUGGAGCCGAAGGACAUCACUGUCAGGGUGGAUGCAAACAGAUUGCGUAUCAGUGGCGCACAUGCUGAAAAACAUGACCAGAGUAUCGGCACUGGUGAAGUUCACAGCUCUGAAAGAAUGAUUUUCUGCAAGUCCUAUGCUCUUCCUCAAAUUAUUGACGCCUGCGCAGCCACUGUGGUUCUGAAGGAUCAUCGACUUGUGCUGGAGGCUCCGCUCAUGAAAUUCUGA